Molecule: messenger RNA, 694 nt
Organism: Drosophila serrata
Lineage: Eukaryota; Metazoa; Arthropoda; Insecta; Diptera; Drosophilidae
Gene: Fkbp12
Product: peptidyl-prolyl cis-trans isomerase Fkbp12
Biological process (GO): protein peptidyl-prolyl isomerization
Cellular component (GO): cytoplasm; sarcoplasmic reticulum membrane
Molecular function (GO): peptidyl-prolyl cis-trans isomerase activity
Source: RefSeq, a predicted model, not a curated record
UAGGUGCACGCCAAAUUUCAUCUGGCAACACUACGACGAAUGCAACGUGCUUUUUCUUCCGCUCGGUAUUUUGCCAGUAAAAAACUAUUCGAAAUGGGCGUACAAGUUGUUCCAAUUGCUCCCGGAGAUGGCAGCACCUUCCCGAAGAAUGGGCAGAAGGUGACAGUCCACUACACCGGCACCCUGGAUGAUGGCACCAAGUUCGAUUCGUCGCGCGACCGCAACAAGCCCUUCAAGUUCACCAUCGGCAAGGGCGAGGUCAUCCGCGGCUGGGACGAGGGUGUCGCCCAGUUGAGCGUCGGCCAGCGCGCCAAGCUGGUCUGCUCGCCCGACUAUGCCUACGGCAGCCGUGGCCAUCCCGGCGUCAUCCCGCCCAACUCCACCCUCACUUUCGAUGUGGAGCUGCUCAAGGUCGAGUAGGCGCCUCCUCCCGGUGGAGAGAUGUGCGUGCGCCUGUGGCUGUGUAUACCACCGGACGCACGGACAGGCGCACGCCCGCUGAGCCGAAGCAAGAACACCAAACACCGGAACCAGAACAAUCCAGCAGCAUUUGCCGAACCCAUAAAAAGAGAGGAAAAUAUAAGAAGAAAUCACAAAAAACUCAAAAACCAAGCUCUGCACUUAGAACUAAUUUAACCGCAAUGGGUAACGCAUAUUCUACAAAUACAAAAUAAACAUUUAUUCAAGUCAAUGA